Molecule: messenger RNA, 933 nt
Organism: Aspergillus calidoustus
Lineage: Eukaryota; Fungi; Ascomycota; Eurotiomycetes; Eurotiales; Aspergillaceae
Source: the annotation of a GenBank genome assembly
AUGGCUCAAAACAAGCCUCCAAUCGGUGCUGAAAUCACGGCGAAUGUGGGUCGAAUCCUCGACGAAGCAAAGGUCCCUUAUACUCUCAUGGGGCGGCAGGCGAUGUUCUUUUACGCAGACCCUACGGUGUACGGGGACCUGACUUUCGUGGUCCGGGAUGAUUGCCUUGACGACGCGAAACAUGCCCUCGAGGCCGCCUACGACGAUGCACCGAACCGCAACGGCGAAAAACUCUACAGUCUGUGCACUGACCCCGACUGCAUGGACCUAAUGGAAGACCGAAGUCUCCACGACGAUUGGGACCCUCUCGUCAUUUAUCUGGUGCUCCAGAGCGAUCACCUGUGGUGGCUGCCCCCACUGACGAUGGAUAUGCCUGACAAGAACCACUCCUACCUCACCCUUUCCACCGACCCGGCCUUGCCACGACGACAUGAGGACGAGGUUCAGGACGAGUGGUCGUGGAAGAGGGAGUGGGUCGGACCCUGUGGGCCGUGGUUCGGGCUUUAUCCGGUUCGCAUUCUAAAACCAGGUCGCUUUAUAGAAUCUCUGUGCUGGCUUUGGAUGCGGGAUGCCGAUAUGCGCAAUCUGACCCUCUGGACACUAUGGGAGAGCAUGCUCUUAUGUAUGAAGAGGCGGUGGAACAAGCUGGAAGGUACCGCGGGGAGGUCUGUGAGCCUGUGGCAUAUGGAACGUGAUUUCCGGCGGGGUUUCACAUGGUUGGCUGGCGACUUUCCUGAUUCUGUCCGCCGUUUAUCGUAUUUUGGCGGUCCCCACCCCUACCAGGUUGCUCUCUUGCAGCUCCGAAAUCGGUUGAUCGAGCAGGGCGCAUUUCCAAUGAAGCUAUGUGCUGAAGAGGUUCCUGAGUAUGAGCUCACUGAUGAGGAAAAGCAAAGAUUUCCGUGGUUUGUCCAAGCCUCUGGCGAGUUUCUGUAA